AUCGAGUACUUUUUAAGUACUCUAGUGCAACGUCUUAACCCUUAAUUCGCUAAAUCUCAAAUGAAAAGAAUGUCUUGGACAUUUCGAGUGCCUUUCCAAAAUAUAAAGAAUUUUGUGGUUUUGAGACCCCCUGCAGUAAUAUUUUGCUUUUGCAUUGCUUCCUUUGGGAUUGUAACCCUAUGCUUAUCACUUUACAUCAAACACACACCAUCACCACUAAAAAAUCCAGAUGAAAAGGGAUGGAAUGAUGUUGCAGUCAAAUUGAACAGACUAAACUUUUGCUUGCUUCCACCUGGAGUAUCUCCAGCCAUCAACACAACAGGGAUGGAAGCAGCGUCUGUUCCUUUCGAAAUGAUUCUUCCAGUCCAUGAAAUUUGGAAAAACUUCACAGUCAUAUCUGGGAGCAUUGCUGCAACAGAUAUUGGGCUACGAGAUUAUCCUGGGACAAAUUUAUCAUUCUCAUUGUCCUUGAUGCAAUCUCAAAACAAGAUAUGUCUGAACUUGUACCAUCCUCAUUUCGUGUCCAUGCCACAUGGGGCCCCAACCUGCAAUUCCCUUCAGUUCAAUCCUUUUCCAAGAAGCAUCGGGGCGUUCGUACUUCCCAGAGAAGAUAAAAAAUUAACUACCGGAAGUAUCACACCAAAGUGCUCGGAUAACGCUGCAUUUGACGUCAAAUUACUGGAAAACCCUGCGUGGACUGUGCUUCUGGGAAAGGACGACCGAGCUCGAUCAAGCCACCAUCUGAUGGUCGCUUCAGUCUUCCUGUUAACUUCAUUUUUCAUAAUGCUGUGCUUUGCUGCAGUGCGCGGUGGAUCGUUGAGUAAAACGGUGAAAAUGAGCAAUUCCGGGCGAACACCUACCGAGGAUAAAGAACCACUCGAUCCCUAAAAUAUGUUCUAAUGUAACUUAGAUUAAAAAAAAAACAUUGCGCCACAUUUUGACUGGCUUGAUAAAAUAAAUAAGUUUGUUUACGGA
Daphnia pulicaria is the source of this 975-nucleotide messenger RNA. RefSeq lists its product as uncharacterized. Bases 61 to 888 code for a protein of 275 amino acids. Lineage: Eukaryota; Metazoa; Arthropoda; Branchiopoda; Diplostraca; Daphniidae. The transcript has 3 exons. The record is from RefSeq and is a predicted model, not a curated record.